Molecule: messenger RNA, 2141 nt
Organism: Dreissena polymorpha
Lineage: Eukaryota; Metazoa; Mollusca; Bivalvia; Myida; Dreissenidae
Product: CTD nuclear envelope phosphatase 1-like
Exons: 7
Coding region: 144-911 (255 amino acids)
Molecular function (GO): protein serine/threonine phosphatase activity
Source: RefSeq, a predicted model, not a curated record
AGAUUUGCGAAUUGUGGGAAAUCAUGGCUGCCUUUGGAGACUUGCAAUGACAAAUUUCUAAUUUUGACUUCAAAAUUGCAAAUCCUCGACAAGCUUCUCUAAUUUUUGGGUUGCUUCUGGCAUCUAAUGGUUUAUCUGCACCCAUGAUCAAGUAUCUUGUUAUGGGGUUGCGUGGGUUUUUUGUAUUGGCGGCGAAGAUUUGGAGUUUUAUAUGCUACUGUUUCAAACGUCAAAUUCGAUCUGUUAUUCAGCACCAGACUGUUCGAUAUGAAGUUAUACCGUUGUCACCUCUAUCCAAGCACAGGCUUAGUAUGUUACGAAGGAAGACGUUGGUCCUAGAUUUAGACGAGACUCUUAUACACUCGCACCAUGAUGGAGUUAUACGACAGACCGUGAAACCUGGUACACCACCGGAUUUUGUUCUAAAGGUGAUGAUAGACAGACAUCCAGUCAGGUUUUUCGUCCACAAACGACCUCAUGUAGAUUAUUUCUUGGAAGUUGCGAGUCAGUGGUACGACUUGGUCGUGUUCACGGCUAGUAUGGAGAUAUACGGCGCAGCAGUCGCCGACAAGCUCGAUAAUAGUCGCGGUAUAUUAAACCGGAGAUACUAUAGACAGCAUUGUAACUUGGAGGCAGGUAGCUACACUAAGGACCUCUCUGCUAUCAAUAGAGAUCUCUCCAGUAUAUUUAUCCUGGACAACUCGCCAGUAGCAUAUAGGGCAUAUCCAGACAAUGCUAUACCCAUCACAUCGUGGUUCAGUGAUGCCACAGAUACGGCUUUGCUGUGUCUACUUCCAAUGUUGGACGCACUACGGUUUUGUAAUGACGUUCGCUCAGUGUUGAGCAGAAACCUCCACAAGUCUUUGGACCCCGCAAUAAAAAACAGAUUUUACCUGUCCUCCCGUCCCUAGAGUAUCCCAUGAGAACUUAGUUUGUCACAAGAACUUAGUCGAUUUUUAAUGGCAUCAUAUCACCUCAUAGGCUGGAUGAUAGCCUACAAAUUUUGUAUCGCAAGAGUAGAAACCUGUUCUCGUCAAGAGUUCAGUGUAACCAGUUCACAUGAAGAGCGCAACCCAUUCCUGAGUUUAACAAUAGAGUUAAUACAGAUGUGUUUUGAAUAUAUUCAUGCUACAUUGUGCAACAGUAUUGAUAUGGUUGAUAGAUAAUCAUCAUAGGAAUCAGGUUAUUGUUUAUGAUGAUAGAAUGAAGAUGCUUGUACAGUGAAACAAGUAUAUUCUUAUGGGAAUAUUGCUAUGACUAAAAGGUUCAUUGUUCAUCAUUAUGUCACUAUGCACUGUGAUUCGGUACAUUAGGUGCAUUGUUGUCUCAAAUUUAUAAAGUGGAUUAUCAAUUGUUCAAUGCAAAAAUUAAACUGUAAAAAAUUAUGUAACCAUCUGGUCUUCUGUGUGUGAAAAAAGGUUCCCCUUAUUAGUGUUGGAAGUUUGUAUGUCCUUUAUAAAGAAACCCUACCAGUGUCAUAACCAGGCACAUCACCAAAAAUACUGAAGAUAAAGCGUGCCAAAUCUCACACUGAGCGGAUAUGAAAGUAUGAGGGUGCUCUCCGUAACAAUUUCACGUGUUAUACACUUAACAAAAUCUUUAAAUCUUUUUUCAUGAUGGUUGGCUUUUGUCAUUAAGUGAAUGGUCUUUAUAACACAUAUAUUGGUUAAGACUAUGAAACCCCCCAAGUCAACUGAUGGUUGUUACCAAUGAGCCUUUCAAACUUCUUUCCCAACAUUCAGUCUUAAAGCAUUCAGCUGUUAUGUAGACAUCACAAAUGUUAAGACUUGCGGCAAGUGUCAUGAAAUGCAUCAUAUGAGGCUUGUUCUGGAAAAACUGGGCUUAAUGCAUAUUUUAAGUGUCAUUCCAGAUUAGCCUGUGCAGUUCACAAAGACUAAUCUGGGAUGAUACUAUGCGCCUAAACUGGAUUUUGGUAUAGAUGAGACUUCCCUUAAACAAAAAAUUCCAUUCAAGCCGAAAGUGUCGUCCAUGAUAAGCCUGUGUAUACUGCACAGGCUUAUCUGGGACAACAAUUUUUUCGCAAACAUUAAAACCAGUUUUCCCAGACCAAGGUUCCAUUACAAUUUGUGUCUUAUUCUGAGAAAACUGGGCUUAAAUCAUGUGCGUAAAGUGUCGUCCCA